Molecule: messenger RNA, 4972 nt
Organism: Gadus morhua (Atlantic cod)
Lineage: Eukaryota; Metazoa; Chordata; Actinopteri; Gadiformes; Gadidae
Product: adenylate cyclase type 4
Biological process (GO): adenylate cyclase-inhibiting G protein-coupled receptor signaling pathway; intracellular signal transduction; cAMP biosynthetic process
Cellular component (GO): plasma membrane
Molecular function (GO): adenylate cyclase activity
Source: RefSeq, a predicted model, not a curated record
AGAGAGAGAGAGAGAGAGAGAGAGAGAGAGAGAGAGAGAGAGAGAGAGAGAGACGUUGUGUUCACAGUGUGAUAAUGUAUUUUACUGUGUGCUGAAAGGACUGCACAAAGGACGACCAAGAGGGAGAGAGAGAGAGAGAGACAAGCAGACAGAUAGACGGACAGGCUGCCAAACAAACGGACAGGACAGAUACACAGACGGAGCAAACAGAAAGACAAACAGACAGACGGACAUACAGAACUCCGAACAGAGAAUGACUUUUACACCGGUGACCCUGACGAGGACAGAAAAACAGACACAGCGCGAGUUGGUCGCCCUAGACUGACGGAGAGACCCCCCCACCCCCCCCCCCCCCCCAACCAUGCAGGACAACUCUGGGGGACGGGACCCUCUCGGCGUCGUCACGCCAGGAAGGGACCUCACGGCCGACUCCGCCGGCACCCCGGAGCUCGCUGGUUCGGCGAGUUCCGUAGAGGUGGGCGUGGCCAGCACGGCGCUAGCGCCGGAACCCCGCGAGGCCCACCCAAAGGUGUCGUCGACGUCGCCCUCGACUCCGCCCACGGAGCCCCAAACCCCGGUUUCCGCCCAGGCGUCUGAUUGGUCGGAGGACGUCGCCCCACAAGUCGGGGGCGACCUCAAUGCUUCCAGGGAGAAGGACGAAAAUGACGGAAAAAUUGUCGGAAGUGCCGGAAAUUGCGUAAGAGACAUAGAAGACGAAGGAGAUGAAGAAGACGUGUGGGCCCGAGCUGAGGACGAUGGCGACGGGGGAGGGCUGCACAGGAGGCCCUCGGGGGCCCACUCCUGCGUCCGAUGCGGCAUGGACCAGGCGACGGGCUGCCGGUGUAACCAUGGCAGCCUGGGCGGCGAGGACUCGGAGGCGGGCGGCGGCGGCUGGUCGGGGCGCAGCGUGAGCCUGUGCUGCUGCUACCGGGCGGUGAGCCGAGGCUUCCUGCGGUGCCUGGAGGAGACCCCCGCCAUACUGCCCGGGCUGCUGCUCACCCUGCUCUUCACCAUCACCAUCAUCAUCCUCAUCCCCACCAUGUGCAAGAUCAUGGACGUGCACGUGGGGGCCCUGGCGGUGGUGUGCGUGGUGCUGUGUCUGGGCUGCCUCCUGCUGGCGUGCCUGCCCUGGCUGGCCAGCGUGAGGCGCUGCAGCGGGGCGCUGGCCCUCUCCGUCUGGCUCAUGCUCUACACCACCGCCCUGGUGUUCAUCUUCACCGGGGGGCCCGUCCUCGCCUGGGAACAGGUGGCGUUCUUCCUCUUCCUCUCUCUGAGUGUGUACACCGUACUUCCUCUAUCGCUGAGCUGGGCCCUCAUCGUUGGCACGGCAACCAGCCUGUCGCACAUCAUCAUCAUCAGUACCUACGUGUCCGUCAAGCGCCCAGACACACCCCACCUGGUAGUACAGCUGGUGGCCAACGCAGUGAUGUUUGUGUGUGUGAACGGCGUGGGGCUGUUCCACCUGUGGAUGACGGAACGCGACCGGAGGAUCUCCAACCAGAAGAGGGAGGAGUUCAGCUGCAUACGCAGCAAGAAGGAGGUCACCAAGUACCAGCAGGAGCAGCUGCUUCUGUCGGUGCUGCCGCGCUACAUCGCCCUGGAGCUGAAGACGGAGGUGGUGAAGCGCCUGUCCAAACCCGAGGCGUGCCAGGGGGACACCAACACCUCCAACAACUUCCACAGCCUCUACGUCCGCCAGCAUAAGGACGUCAGUAUUCUGUAUGCAGACAUCGUGGGCUUCACCAAGCUGUCCAGCAGCUGUACACCUGAGGAGCUGGUGGUCGUCCUCAACAAGCUCUUCGGACGCUUCGAUGACAUCGCGAAGAAGAACGAGUGCCUGCGCAUCAAGAUCCUGGGGGACUGUUACUACUGUGUGUCGGGUCUGCCGGACCCCACGUCCUCCCACGCCAGGAACUGUGUUCAGAUGGGCCUGGACAUGUGCACCGCCAUCAAUAAGCUACGCGAGGCCACCGGGGUGGAGAUCAGCAUGCGGGUCGGAGUUCACACCGGCAACGUGCUCUGCGGUGUGAUUGGCCUACAGAAGUGGCAGUAUGAUGUUUGGUCACAUGACGUGACGUUGGCCAAUCACAUGGAGUCGGGAGGACUUGCUGGCCGAGUGCACAUCUCUGAGGAAACCAUGAGGCACUUAAACGGGAUGUACCAAGUUGAGGACACAGACGGGGGCGCCAGGGACGCUCUCCUCCAGGGCAGGAAGACUUACCUGGUGACUGACCCCCACAAGAGGAAAGCAAGGAGGCCUUUUGAGAGCAACUCCCUGGGAGCCAGGGGGACCAAGCUACGGGCGUCGGUGCGUAUGUCCCAGUACCUGCAGUCCUGGCAGACCAUCCACCCCUUCGCCGACCUCAGCAACCCUGAGGCCGCCGCCCUCCAGCCCCGCCUCCGGCCCACCCGGGCGUCGGCCACCCGGGCGCUGCCCGACCUGCAGGAAGGACCGCUGGAAAACACAGGGCCAGUCAGUGUGCAGAUGGAAGAUGUCCGAAUCGCCCGGGCAUCCCUGGACACGGUGGAGUGUGCAAGGAGGAGGACAAAGAAGCUGAACUGGCUAACGUUGUGGUUUAAUGACAUUGAGCUUGAGAAACAGUUUCGUCUCUCUGAGGUCUCUGGUCUUCAUAACUCCAUGGGAUGCUCCGCUUUCAUCUUCAUCACUAUGUUUACUGUCCAGAUGCUGGUCUCUGAGCUGAACUUUGCGAUGGCGGUGUCGUACGGGGUCACCUUCUUUGUGGUCAUCCUGCUGCUGACCGUGGUGUUCACAGGAUACCUGGAGCGUUGGCGCUCCAAGAUGCCGGUGGGGAUCCAGUGGUUCUCGGGGCUGUGGCGGGGCCUGUCCUCCAGGGUGGCGCUACGACUGCUGCUGCUCAGCCUCUUCCUCCUCGUCAUCCUCCUCAUGGCCUUCCUCAACAUGAUCUUCAUCAGCGGUGAUAAUUGUAAGUUUAUCACCAGCAGACCAGACCUACAAGACCUCAACCUCCACACCUACGUUUACUACCUGUACUGCUGCCUCCUUGCGCUGCUGGCGGUGGUGGUGUUUGUGAGGAUGUCUGCGCUGUUCAAGUCGUUCCUGCUGACCCUGGCCGUGGUGGUCUACCUGGCUCUCUUCCUGCAUGUCUACGCAGAGAGGGCUCACUGUCUGGUGGCGUUGCACUACAACCUCACCAGGCCUGGUAUACUGAAGGACCCUCAGAUCAUGUCAGGAAUCUGGCUGGUCAUGUUCUACUUCACAUGUCUUGUACUCAUCAGACAGGACGAGCUGUCCAGCCGGGUAGAGUUCCUGCUGGGCCGGUGCUUCCGAACGGAGCAGGAGGAGAUGGAGACCAUAGAGAACGUCAACAAGCUGCUCCUGCAGAACGUCCUGCCGCUGCACGUGGCUUCCUACUUCAUGGGCAAGGCUGUAUGCAAUCAGGACCUGUACAGCCGUUCGUGUGACUGCGUGUGCGUGAUGUUCGCCUCGGUGCCGGAGUUCAAAGAGUUCUACAGUGAGAGCAUGGAGAACCGAGACGGGCUGGAGUGCAUCCGCUUCCUCAACGAGAUCAUCUCCGACUUCGAUGAGUUGCUGUCCAAGCCCAAGUUCUGCUGCGUGGAGAAGAUCAAGACCAUCGGGAGCACCUACAUGGCCGCCGCCGGCCUAACCAAUCAGGGGGGGGAAAAGCCCAAGGCGGUGGACAUGUUUCACAGCAACAUGCGCUCCAUGGUUGAGUUCGCCAUGGCCCUGAUGGCCAAGCUGGAGCUGCUCAACACACACUCCUUCAACAGCUUCAAACUGCGUAUCGGAAUAAACCAUGGGCCAGUGAUCGCGGGGGUGAUCGGAGCCCACAAGCCCCAGUACGACAUUUGGGGCAAUGCAGUCAACGUGGCCAGCAGAAUGGACAGCACUGGAGAACUCAACAAGAUACAGGUCACGGAGGAGACUGCGGAGGUGGUCAAGGCUCUAGGCUUCGGGGUCACUCUACGCGGGGUGAUUAAUGUUAAGGGCAAAGGUCAACUCACCACUUACUUCAUAACACCAACUAAUAAAUUCCCCGGUCCUCCCCUCAGCCAAUCACAGCACUGCCAGCUGAUCAUGUGAUUAUGUGGCCGUGGAAAUUAACUGAGUCUUAUAGGCUGAACCUCCAAUCAGAUGGUGGGGCUUGACAUUCCCACCAUGAAACCGGAAAGCGGGAUAGACUAGUGGUCAGGGGGUUCGACUUCCAGCCAGGAGGUUUCGGGUUCGGACCCCACUGACUGCAGCCUUGCCUGUAGGCCUCCAAGACAAGAUGCCCCCUUGAAGCUGAAUUCCCAUGAAGCUGAAUUCACCUUCUGCGUCCCACAACGGGUGAGAGCCGCCCAGCGACGGAGAACCACGCCGCGGAGCUGCCUGCAUACAUGCUCUCCUUAGGGGAAGGGGAAACGCAUGUUGUAAAGGCAUGAUAUCCACGGGAAAAAUAUGCUAUAAUGUCAUUUAAAUGCAAUUCUGAGGCGCGGUUGGAGUGCGGAGGUGCCGGACGAAGAUGUGAGACUGGGCCUUAACCCCUACCUACUCCCUACAUGUAUCUGAAUUCACUGAACGUCACUUUGAGUAAAAGCAUCUGCUAGAUAGUCAAUUGGACUGUGGAAUGAUGUUAUAUGGCUGCCUUAAGAAAAUGUAUAUUUGAAGCAUAAUAAUGUCGUUCUUUAUAAUAGAGAGGGUAUGUGUUUGUUUAUGUUUUGCUCUGAUAUGACGAAUGUAAAGCCUGAUAAAUAUUGAGCACAGCUCUUUUAUUACACAUUACACAUAAAAAUAUGUUUUUAGUUUAUUUUCGGUUUAGUGCAAUUUAUGAAAAAAAUGUCAGUUAUGGUAUCAAACAUUCAGGAAGUCUUCACAGUUUGAUUCUGUGCACGUGAAUAUUCGAAUAGUUUACUCCAGCUUCUAGGCAUAGUAUUUUUCUACUUUUAUUUAUGAAUCUAAAAUAAUAAUAAUAAAUAUAUUAUACUUGGA